Messenger RNA from Dreissena polymorpha, 1918 nucleotides. RefSeq names its product thrombospondin-1-like. The transcript is spliced from 7 exons. The coding region runs from base 1187 to 1903 and encodes 238 amino acids. Lineage: Eukaryota; Metazoa; Mollusca; Bivalvia; Myida; Dreissenidae. The record is from RefSeq and is a predicted model, not a curated record.
GUUCAGCGUUUGCAUGAUUACUCCGAACACAAUGUUGAAUGUUCAAUCGAAUAAUAUAGAAACAGAGAUAUAGUGUUGAUGCACGAAAAACUGAACCAAAAGAAGUGUAACUAAUUAAUUACGUAAUUUAGCACUGAUUUCGAUAAUAAUAUACAAUGUGUUGUGUUUAAGCUCUGUUCGCGCACUGUUUUUAUUUAUUGGGCAAUAAAACAAAAGUUGUUUUGGGUGAAUGGUCAAAUAUUUAUUUCACACGUGGCUGAAAGAAAAGUAUACUUCUCUACUGGUUUCGCCACGUAAGUUAUUCAGAUAACCAAUCGUAAAAUGUAAGUUCAUGAUGCACAGAAAUCAACACAUUCCCACUAUAUCACAUUUUUAUUAUCAUGCUGUUUUCCACCCGCCCAGCAUUUUGGCACUUUAGCCAAAUAUCUGAUUAUAAAGGCGAUUUCUUAUCACAUUAUACGAAACACAAAUGAUAAUAAUUUUAAUUCUUGCAGACGUUGACGAACCGUUUCGCCCCUAGACAAGUUUUGGUAGUUUAAUCAGAUUGUUGAUUUAAAAAAACAAGAACGUCCAGAUGCAAUUAAAGCAGCAUCUCUCAGGCGUUAUCGAAUGAAUAAAAAAAUGCUGUCUAGUUUCAAGCAAAUUUACGUAUUAAACUUGGCAAGUGUUUAAAUAAUCUGAUUAUAGAGGAUAAAAAAAAAAAACUUUUAUAUUUAACAUUGAAUUUAGCGGUUUAAUUCAAGUGAUUUCAGAUCAUUAUUAUUGAAAGUCUCUUGCCAAGAGACUUGUUUGAAACUAUGGAUAGUGUAAGAAUUAAAUAUAUUUUAAAUUCUUAAGUUUUAAUUUGUUAAAAUUUUAACUUGAUAUUUAGCGCGCUAUAUAUUUGGCGCUUAAAGGUUUGGCGUCACGUUAACGUCGUCGCCUUUUUACGACCACGUCAUACAUAAUAAACUUCGGGCAGUAGAAAAACAAAAGUUAACGUCAACGGCCGAUUGAUAAGACAAACACAUAUUUAUUCAGGAUUUGAAGCUAAAUACAAUAUAAGACACCAAAGUUCGAGAAUCGCCAUGUAACGCCAUUAAUAAAUGAAUGGCCAUGUUUUGCCAUGAUGAAUAAAACAGUUGAAACCGGCGCAUCUCUUGAGUGUUGAACUAUAAUUGACGAUCCCAAAUCUCGAACAGGAAGGAUGUUGAUUACAUUUUUUAUAAUGGCUUUGCUUCAAUCAACGAUUCGGUGUAACGACUGCAAAGACGAUGAGAAGAUCGACUGUAUAAUGUUAACUUCAAUGUUCAACAUAUGCAAUGUCAACAUUGAAAACGCUGCAAAGCUAUGCCGGCAAACCUGCAAUUUGUGUUAUUACCCAAAUGGCAACUGGGCCGAGUGGUCAUCAUGGUCAGCUUGCUCCGUCACGUGUGGCAACACAUCGCUGACAAGAUCUAGAACAUGCACCAACCCUCCUCCAGAAAAGCAUGGCAAGGACUGUGAGGGGUCUCACGAAGAUAACAAACAGUGCGUGUUGGGGCCCUGUCCGGUUGACGGCAACUGGACUGAUUGGUCAAGCUGGUCAACAUGUUCUAUCACAUGUGGAAGCGGCACGCAUUUUAGAAUAAGAACGUGUACCAACCCUCUACCUGCACACAACGGCACAGAAUGCGAAGGUGCAUCGGAGGAUAAUAAGUCCUGCGUGCAUGAACCAUGUCGAGGCUGGGGACAAUGGAAUGAAUGGGGUUCAUGUUCCUCGACGUGUGGUGUAGGAAUACAACAUCGAAAUAGAUCUUGUCACACGCCUAUCUACACAAGUAUAGAUGAUAUCUGUGUUGGCGAUUAUACAGACGUACAAAUAUGUAUGCCACGCGCAUGCGCAGGUAUAAUUCGUUCAUUAAAGGAACAGAUAAAGGUCUGAUACUGAGAUUGGUAC